Messenger RNA from Exophiala mesophila, 1974 nucleotides. RefSeq lists its product as uncharacterized. Gene Ontology annotation, molecular function: transcription coregulator activity. Lineage: Eukaryota; Fungi; Ascomycota; Eurotiomycetes; Chaetothyriales; Herpotrichiellaceae. The record is from RefSeq and is a predicted model, not a curated record. The transcript is spliced from 3 exons. Gene Ontology annotation, cellular component: nucleus. Bases 403 to 1716 code for a protein of 437 amino acids. Gene Ontology annotation, biological process: regulation of transcription by RNA polymerase II.
GUCAUGUCGAACACCAGGCAGCGUUAGAUGAUGACUUGCAUGUGGAACCAGCUGUUCAAUCUGAGUUGCAGCAAAUGUUCGAAGGUUAAUAAAUCGUGAAUAGCACGUGGGUUGAGUCAGGAGUGGCAUUGUUGCCGAUAUUCUUUUGCUAUUUCUUUCCCUCCCUCCUUCCUACCUUCCUUCCCUUUCGCCUUCUUCAUCCUCCUUCCUCUAACUGCGAAUGACUUUGACUUUCUUCUCAGUUCUCUGCCCUUUUCUUUCAACCCUGGUACUUUCUGGCCUUUGACAAAGUCCUCUCAUUCGAGUUCGCUGUCGAGGCCUCUACUAUCAUCACUCUCCAGCACCUUACUUCCUUCCUUCAUCCCUCACAUCUAAUCUACACCACACAACUCUAUCGCCAUUAUGUCGGUGCCUUGCACUUUCAAAUCCUGUCCUCGAACCUUCAAGACUGAAAAGCAGAUGAAAACUCACAAGAUCUAUGACCCCCAACAUUCAUAUUGCAAAUGCUGCGAUGAGGAUUUCGAAGAUGAUCUGGGUCUCUUCAUUCAUCAGCUAGGAAGCUCCAAUCAUAUCGUGUGCCCCGUCGAUGCUCUAGAGUUCAGAAGCUCGGCCGCCAGGGACAUUCAUUUUGAACAAUGCCACCCUCAGAAGCAGAGUCUCAACUGUGCCGGAUGUGAAGGUCUCUUCACCUCAGCAAGCUCUCUAGUGCGUCACAUUGAAAAAGAUGAAUGUUCUGUCAUUCGAUCAACAGAAUACCACCUUCAACGAGUCGAUCGUCAGCUUGACAAGGAAGCCUGGGAAUCUGAGGCCAAGGGUUCCAACUUUCCGUCGGCUGACUCAAUCAUAACUUCUCCUCCUAUCUCUAAACCUACCACCAGCUUCCUAAAGCCAGAUCUCUCUGUCCCACUCGGCGGACCUAUCCCCAACUCUCCGAUUGAGCAAUUCCCUCACCUGCCCGAUCUACGUCAAUCACGGGCCCCUUCUGGGGCUGUAUCUUCGAUCCGCCAGUCAAAGACUGAUCUACUUGAUCUCACGGAGCCUGAAGCACGUAUGGGUCGACUAAAACUCUCGCACCAUUCGUGGAGUAAAGACGGCACGUACCACUGUGAUGACGAGCCACAAUCGCAUGUCACAGACGAUAGGGUCCAUUACUGGCUCAAAGCUCAAGAUGACAACUUCAGCCCAGCCGAAGAUGCUCCAAGCAGACCUCAUACCGAGUCGAGUGAAAGUCCAGGUGGUAUGAGCUCCAUCACAAAAAAGCAAAACUACGUACCUCCCUCAAUCAGGUCCAGACAACCAGUUCAGCAUGAAGACAUCAAUCACAUCCAGCUACAAUCCGUGACAAAUCAGUCGGUCAUUUCCUCUCCCUCUCUCGAUGCUGAGCGCUUUUGGGACCCCUGGCGGGAAGAAUUCGUCUGCACCGCCCACGGUUGCCAUGGGCAAGGCUUUAAAACCCAUCAAGAGUUCCAGCAACACAAGCUAUCUUCUAUUCAUACUGGCGGCCAGGUCGUCUGUCCAGGCUGUCUCAAGUGGUUUAAAACUCAGGCUGGAUUUUUGGCCCAUGCUGCCACUAGGAAUAGGAAGUGUAAGGUGAAGGAGAGUUUUCAUUUCAAUACGGUGGUUCGAGAACAAACGGGGGGCAUGCUUGGAGCAGAGGGCUUCAUGGAAGAUGGCGUCACUCCCCGAUUCACAGCACAGAAACUCCAGGAUUGGUAGAAGGGUAAUUGUCAUUCAUGCAUAGAAACAGUGCAGCGCUGACAGAGGCCACGACUAAGAAUGACGACGAUGACGACGGCGACGAUAUUUGAACGAAUGGAGAGGACUGACAGCGACACCGAUCUGCUGAAAUGCCACAUAGUCCUUAUCAUAUUGGGGAGUUUGCAAUGACUGGCUUGAGCUAUCGAGCAAGCUCAAACCGCGGAAUUUGAGGCAUAUUCUCAGUUUCAGUCAAGUUACAAUUAACAGAGCGUUGAU